Morone saxatilis (striped sea-bass) is the source of this 2440-nucleotide messenger RNA. It is a transcript of the gene tmpob, whose product is annotated as thymopoietin b. The coding region runs from base 434 to 1537 and encodes 367 amino acids. Gene Ontology annotation, molecular function: DNA binding. The transcript is spliced from 6 exons. Lineage: Eukaryota; Metazoa; Chordata; Actinopteri; Moronidae. The record is from RefSeq and is a predicted model, not a curated record.
UUCGGCCCUGUUGCGUCCGCGGACAGACGGAGGCAAGUGGACCGGGUUUUGAAGCUAAGCUACCUCAGUCACAUUGCAGAAAGGUAUUCCGCGGCUUUUUGUUCGGUUCCGUUUGCGGCACAGGCGCGUAUCUGUUUGCGAAAAAUCGAAGCUACCUGCGCGUAUUUUCUCCGCCGGGCUAAAACUCAAAACGAGGCUUUUAUUCCAGAAACCCGCUUCUGUCCGGUUAGCUGAAUCUGCAGCGGGUUAGGCGCCAGUCGGGUCUGACAACAGCGCUGUUCAGUCACGUUCCCGGUGUUGUUGUUGUUUCUAGCUGCUGAGUGAUAGCGCUAAUUCCCGUUAGGUGAAAGCGGCAAAUUAAAAAACAUAAUAAUUUAAAAAAAAAAACAUUAAAAAAAAAACCAAAAGGGGGGAAAAGCUUAAAAAGUUAAACAUGGCAGAAUUCCUCGAAGAUCCGUCGGUUCUCACGAAAGAUAAGCUGAAGACUGAGCUCGCAGCCAACAAUGUGCCACUUCCCAGCGGAGAGCAUAAAAAAGAAGUGUACGUGCAGCUGUAUCUGAAGAACUUAACCGUGCUGAACAACAAGAGCAGUCCGCCUGCAGACACCUUCUCCAGCGACGAGGAGCUCCCUGCUCCCGUGGUGUCCAACAAAAGUCGAUCUGGAAGAAAAGCUACCAAGAAGACAGACAAGCCUCGUUCAGAGGAAGUGGAGGUGACAGAGCUCAGCGAUGAAGAUUUAAAACAACAGCUGGCUAAACGUGGUGUGGAAUCGGGACCCAUUGUUGCCUCAACCCGUAAGUUGUAUGAGAAGAAGCUGCAGAAGCUUUUGGACCAGCCUCACGCUGAACCUGAAGCUCCUGCAGACGUCACAGCUCUCCCCAAGGCAGACAGUAACCAGAAUGGAAACACAAAUUCUGACCAGUACAGCGACAAGGAAGAUGAGGAGGUUGUUGCCCCUGAACCAGAGCCAGUUCCUGUGGUAGAGAAGCCUGUGAGGAGCAGAGGGAAGGUCCCCGUUACCGUCAGAACCAGCAGCAGACGACAAACCAAGGUGGUGGAGGAAAUUGUUACUGAAGAAACACCGAAGAAGGCCAGCGACAGUGUUGUUGAAGAUAUCCUUGCCAAUGAAAUAAGCACACCAACAGGCAUCAGUGCGACCUGCAGGCGUCCGAUCCGAGGUGCAGCUGGCCGACCACUAAAACCAAGUGAAUACUGGCUGGAUGAGUCCCGCGUGCAGCACACUGUCUACACCGAGAGCCGCUCUUACUCGGAUUCGAUCUCCAGAGCGGGCAUCGGCGCCUCUUCGAGCAAAGCGCCAGUCCGCCGAGGUUUCCUGUCCGUGUUGCUCAAGCUCCUGCUCCUUGUUGUGGUGGGUGGUUCCCUCUACUAUGGCUACCAGAACCUGGAUGCGGAUCAAAUCAACACCCUCAAAGGCCUCUGUGACAGCGUCAUCGUCCCCGUUCAGGGCGCUGUGAACAACGCGGCCACCUACCUGGGCUUAAGCAGCAGCGGCGCUACAGACAGCGCCGGCAAGUAAAGACCCUCAGCAGUCUCUCGCCAUUGCCCAUGCCACCUCCCUGCCGCCUGCCACAGCACACCACAACUCAAGCAGUACACUUGGCUCACCUCUUCUUCUUUUGACCUACAUGGUUGGACAAAGGACACAGAUUUAAUUGGAACGAUAAACUUUCUCCUCUCCGGACUCCAGCUUUCCUCCCACCACAAGAGGAAACAGUAGCUUCUGGAUAACCGUUGUGUGGCAGUCAGAGACUCAUUUUAUUGAUGAUUUUAAUCUGUGAAUUGUUUGUGUCUAUGUGUGUAUUUAACCCCUUGUAUGUAGAAAGGAGUGCAGAACGGAGAGGUCAGUUUAUCCAUGCAUGGUUGUAGUUUAUUGGUCAUACUGUAGUUUCUAACUCUCCGUGCCAGGUGUUUUUCUGAUGGUGAAGUGCCUGGACACUGUUAGCACUUAGUGCCCUCCCAUUUUAAAGCACAAAGCAGUGCUACUACUAACACCAGAAUGUCUACAUGUCUUUCUGUAUACAUUUCAAAAUUUGCUCUGUAGCUAUAGAGUUAGGUAGAGUGAUUUGUUAUUUCUAUGGUGCUCAGGUCGAUUCAGCUCAAACUUUUUAAUGUGGUCUGUGCUGGGAGGAGACACGUGGUGUAAUCAGGUCACGUCACUGCAUGAGGAAAAUCCGCCCACGUUCAGGUUCAGAUAUAAACCGUUUUUUUUGUUUUUCUUUCAGUGGCUUGAAUCAUCGUAUAUGGGGCUUUUAUGAUUAUGACUGAAAUGAUUAUUCUGGUCACUGAGUUUCACUAUCAACGGAGGAAGAAAAUCAAUUGUAAUUUUUAAUUUAAUCCUCAUCAGUUUACACACAAAAUUCUAAAUGACACAACUUUUAAUCAUUGAUUAUCUACCAUUUAUUUGACAAUGGCUCCUUAA